Molecule: messenger RNA, 1818 nt
Organism: Closterium sp. NIES-67
Lineage: Eukaryota; Viridiplantae; Streptophyta; Zygnematophyceae; Desmidiales; Closteriaceae
Source: the annotation of a GenBank genome assembly
UUGGUGCCUUUAUGCGUUGUCUCCAGCAGGUUUGUGUACACGUGCUGGCGGGAGGGGGGGGGAGGCGAGAUUCGUAAUUUUGGGAUGCCUCCUCUGCCCAUCCUGUUUCUUACAUCCGGUAGUGGGGGCCUUGCAGGCUCUCGCGACUGCGUGGGGGGACUACACGUUUGCAGACAGGGACUGCAAAGCUCUUGUCGGAUACCUUAACGAUCAAAGGCGGCUCUGCGAUGAGAAUGGCUACAUAGUGUCGAUCGGAAGCUGGGAAACCCCGACGGACCGGUUCCAGAUCUCCGGCAUUCCAGAGGAGAUCAGCGUGCUCACCCACCUCACCACAAUAGCUUUACAGGGAGUGACCUUUAAAGGUACACUGGGUCCUCUGGCGAAACUCCCCAACCUCCAGCAACUCGUGAUGAUCUACUUCCCCAUCAACGCAAUCAUUCCCGGCUCAUUUAGCCAGCUCUCCAAUCUCCAUUACCUGAAUCUCAGGGACACUUGGAUUAGAGGCUCCAUCCCGGCACAGUUGGCCCAAAUUCCCCUCAUUUAUUUCAAUGUGUACAACACCAACUUGACUGGCGCAAUCCCCUCCUUUGCCAACUGCACUGACAUGGAGUAUUUGAAUCUUGAUGCUAUUGGGCUCACAGGCGUCCUUCCUCCGUGUCUUGGUGCUGCUCCCUUGAGUGACAUGGGUUACGGCCCUGGGAUCAAGUGCCCUGCGGAUGGGGGCAGCUGCGAGGUGCAGCAGACGAGCGACAGCGUGUUCUGCACUGCCUGCAACAGCUUCUGCCAGACGUGCAUCCCAGUGCCUGAGGACCAAGCCCUCCCCUCUACGGCCCUCCCUUCCGAAGCUCUCCCUUCCGAAGCUCUCCCUUCCGAAGCUCUCCCUUCUGAAGCUCUCCCUUCCGAAGGUCUCCCUUCUGAAGCUCUCCCUUCUGACGCUCCCGCUUCCGACGCUCUCCCCUCCAACACUCCCCCUUCCGAAGCUCCCCCUUCCGCAGCUUCCCCUUCCGAGGCUCUCCCACCGGAUAGUACAAUCCUUCCGCCACUUCCUCCCCCCACUCCUGAACCCACCAAUGGCACCGCUUCCAACAACUCAGAUACCAGUCCCAACCCCACCACCGAUACCACCAAAACAACUGCCAAUAACAACACCGCCAUCACCACCAUUGACAACUCUUCUUCUAACCCCACCAGUGUUGCUUCCUCCAGCUCUGGGCUGUCCACCGGGGCGAUUGUGGGCAUCGUGGUGGGCGUGCUGCUGCUGGUCGUUGGUGUUGUUGCCGUUGUCUUCAUCGUUAUUCAGUGCAACAACAGGACCAAAGCUGUUGAGGUGGAAUACGCUGCUCAGGAUGGAUAUGCUAGUUACCAGCCUGGUGUUGCUGCACAGGUGUAAUCCAGGUUUCAAUGCCUGCUGCACCCACAGAUUCUGCGGGCCUCUUGUGAAAUCUCCCAAUCGAAUUUGCGUGAUGUGGCACGUACAGGAAAUGCGGCUGCUACUAGAAUAUUUGGGAGGGAUUUAUGGGGUUAUUGACCACAGUGGGAGAAACACCUUGAAAAAGGAGUUAUAGAAUUGGGGGUAGCAGGAGCUAGCAGGGGUGUUGACGAAGUGUUUUGAAUUGCUAAGUGUGUGUGUUUCAUCUUGAAUUUCGUAGGAUGCAUACGUAUUAGCGGAGAUGAUAACGCUUGGAAAUCAGGAAAAACAGCACCGUAGGGAGAGUAGGGAGAAAGGAAGCUAAUCUCUUUUGCCUUCGGAUUUCUUCCCUGGCUGAAUGACAUCGAUGACCUCGAUGGACAGUGUAGAGCAGGCCCCAAGAUUCGUUU